Messenger RNA from Paraglomus occultum, 753 nucleotides. The record is from the annotation of a GenBank genome assembly. NCBI's taxonomy places the organism in Eukaryota, Fungi, Glomeromycota, Glomeromycetes, Paraglomerales, Paraglomeraceae.
AUGUCUGUAUUUCGUUGGGAUGCUUCACGAUUCUUGAAAAGUUAUGAUAGGAAUGUUGACAAAGGCGUUCCAUGUUAUGUUAUUAUUGUGCUCAAUCAGCCAAUAACUAGGAGGAAUGGUGUAUUAGAGCUGCUGUGGAAACAGAGCUUGUUGAAAAUGUGUGCUGACGGAGGAGCAAAUCGUAUCUACGACACAUUUGUUGGUAGUGACAAACUUUCUGAGUACACACCUGAUUACAUAUGUGGAGAUAACGAUUCGUUGAGAGAUGAUGUUCGGGAAUAUUACCUGUCAAAAGGAACCAUAAUCAUAAAUAACCCGGAUCAAGAAUCAACUGAUCUCAUGAAAUGUAUUGAAGUGAUUCGCCGUCGUGAAAAUGACAAUCCCAAAUAUGAUGUUAUCGCAUUGGGAGCAAUAGGAGGGCGGUUCGACCACUCGAUGUCAAACAUUCAUUACCUGCAUAAACUAAAGGACGAGAGAAGAAUAUAUCUAUUAUCUGAUGUUAACAUGACAUUUCUACUAGACAAGGGUAUUCAUCACAUCCAAUGCGAUUCGGAAAUAGAAGGCCCGACAUGUGGAAUAUUACCAAUUGGCAUAUCCGAGGCAAUAAUAUCAACGACGGGCCUUAGAUGGAAUCUAUCAUCAGCGCGUACGGCAUUCGGACAAAUGAUCAGCACUUCAAAUAUAAUAGACAGUCACGAAAUUACUAUAGAAACAGAUCAACCACUCAUUUGGACAGUAGAAUUGAAAGUCUGA